Molecule: messenger RNA, 1578 nt
Organism: Hippopotamus amphibius kiboko
Lineage: Eukaryota; Metazoa; Chordata; Mammalia; Artiodactyla; Hippopotamidae
Gene: LDLRAP1
Product: low density lipoprotein receptor adaptor protein 1
Exons: 9
Coding region: 56-859 (267 amino acids)
Cellular component (GO): early endosome
Source: RefSeq, a predicted model, not a curated record
CGGAGUUUUGGCGGCGGCGGCGGCGGCGGCGGCGGCGGCGGCGGCCGGAGCGGCCAUGGACGCGCUCAGGUCCGCCGGGCGGGCGCUGAUCCGGAGCCCCAGCCUCGCCAAGCAGAGCUGGGGGGGCGGCGGCCGGCACCGGAAGCUGCCUGAGAACUGGACAGACACUCGGGAGACACUGCUUGAGGGCAUGCUCUUCAGCCUCAAGUACCUGGGCAUGACGCUGGUGGAGCAGCCCAAGGGCGAGGAGCUGUCGGCCGCCGCCGUCAAGAGGAUCGUGGCCACGGCCAAGGCCAGCGGGAAGAAGCUGCAGAAGGUGACUCUCAAGGUGUCUCCACGGGGGAUCAUCCUGACUGACAACAUCACCAACCAGCUCAUUGAGAACGUGUCCAUUUACAGAAUCUCCUACUGCACGGCAGACAAGAUGCACGACAAAGUGUUUGCGUACAUCGCGCAGAGCCAGCACAACGAGAAUCUCGAGUGCCACGCUUUCCUCUGCACCAAGCGGAAGAUGGCCCAGGCUGUCACCCUCACCGUAGCCCAGGCCUUCAAAGUCGCCUUUGAGUUUUGGCAGGUAUCCAGGGAAGAGAAGGAGAAGAGGGAGAAAACCAGCCAAGACGGCGGGGACGUCGUGGACGGGGGCCGCCGAGACAGCGCCCCUUCGCUGAAGAGCCUGGUCGCCACCGGGAACCUGCUGGACUUGGAGGAGACGGCCAAGGCCCCCCUGUCCACGGUCAGCGCUAACACCACUAACGUGGACGAGGCACCGCGGCCUCAAGCCUUAAACAGCAGCGGUGUUGUCUGGGAGCUGGAUGACGGCCUGGAUGAAGCAUUUUCAAGAUUACUAAAGUGCCCUUAAUGAACAACUCUGAAAAUCAGCAAAGCAUUAAACAGGAAGUAACACUAUCCCAUAACCCCACAGCCCAGACUUUGGGGCUUAAUUUGUGCUAAUCCUCUACCUAUACGUUGUUUUGCAUUGAUCGGCUCGUCGUGUUUGCAUUCGGGGAUCCUGAUUUUCACUUAACGCUGGCGUCUCAGGAGCAUUUCUCCGGGCUGUUAAAAACUCCUUGUAAACACUUCUUUUAUUGACUGCCUCACGUUCUUUUAAGGACAUGGGCCGUAACUUACUUCUCUCUCCCUAUUCUUUGGACACUGAGUCGUGCCCCCUUUUGAGUUUACUUUGUGGGCAGCAGCGUGUUGAACGCAGUUCCCGCCAGGGGUCCGCCGCGGUUGCCGCAGGCUGCCUCCCACGCCUGCCCGUCUCUGCCCUGGCAGUGCUGCCCUUUCUCCUCUCUGCUGAGCAUUUUCUGAUGGAGUCGUGGACGGUGUGGGUGCCCCGGCCUCUGCGUGGUGGGCGUGCCACUGUCUGCCCCUCAGUUUUCUGAGCUGCUUGACUCUCAAGGGUAGGCUCUCUGGUUAGAGGCUCCGCCUCUCCUGACAUCCAGGUCUUUCUUCUUUGGCCCUGUGUCCUGCCGUUUUCCCACCCGUGCCCUCUCACUUCUGACCCUGGUGCUGGCCAGACUGGACUGGCUCCUCGGUCCCCCACCAGCUCCUUGCCUGGGCCCCUGGCUCACAGAG